Molecule: messenger RNA, 1269 nt
Organism: Sinocyclocheilus anshuiensis
Lineage: Eukaryota; Metazoa; Chordata; Actinopteri; Cypriniformes; Cyprinidae
Product: ADM-like
Exons: 4
Coding region: 107-622 (171 amino acids)
Biological process (GO): adrenomedullin receptor signaling pathway; positive regulation of heart rate; regulation of systemic arterial blood pressure
Cellular component (GO): extracellular region
Molecular function (GO): adrenomedullin receptor binding; hormone activity
Source: RefSeq, a predicted model, not a curated record
AUCACCGCUGCCACAGCACCAAGAGCAAGUGAAACACCUCUGGAUUACUUUCUACACAGACUUCUGAAGCCAACCCAAGAGUACUUCAACACAGAUUUCAGUCACGAUGCAACUGAUACUGCAGUCAAUCUUCUGCUGCUGCCUGCUGGCCACCGUUGCACCCGGUGUGGACAGUGCAAAGCAUGACCUGAAAAGAAGUGUCCGGCUGCAGAGAUCGAAAAGGGAUUUGAGCCUUGCUGCACUGAGGACUUUAGACAACAGCCAGUUUGUCAGACCGGACGAUGUCAAAGACAACUUAAGGCCACAUUCCAGCACUGACAUCAGCAUUAGGACAAAACGCUCCAAGAACUCCAUCAACCAGUCCAGGAGAGCGGGCUGCUCGCUUGGCACCUGCACGGUGCAUGUGCUGGCACACCGUCUCCAUGACCUCAACAACAAGCUGAAGAUCGGGAAUGCACCCGCUGACAAGAUCAAUCCCUUCGGGUACGGCCGGCGGCGAAGGUCCGUUCCAGAGAAAGUAAUGACACUGCGACAGGAGGGCAGCAGGCUGUGGACGGUGUGGAGCAGCUCAAACUCUCAAUCACGGCUGCACAAGCUGGAAGCGCUGCUCAGACGGACGUGAGCGCACGGGGUGGGAGCGCUCGAGGACGCGGCGACAGAGGCUCGCCGGCCAACUAUGAAAUUCUAGAAAUGCCUCAGACUCCUGCCAAGAGUUCUCCAGUGCAUUCUUUUCCAAGCACAGGGGCUGGAAGAGCAAUCUUGCCUUCUGAAGGCUGUCCUCGGAAGAGAAAUCAGCAAAGAGAAGCGCAGAAACAACAGCAGCUGUUGAAAACAAGUGGGGAUGCAGAUGGAGAAACUGAAUAAGUGUGCCUUGGAUAUGAGCAAGAUAUUGUUGCACUGAAGUGGACUGGCCUCAGGGAAAAGCAGAACCACCUCUCCUGGGACAAAUGGACUGCCCUCCUGGUGAACCAGUCGGUGGGAUUACCUAGUUUAGCUGAUCCUGUCCAGUGACUGUGUCAGAAAGUCUUUGGACUUCAAGUCGAUUCAGUGGGGAAAGAUUCAUGAAUCUGGAAAGGAAUACACAGAGACUUUUAAAAUGCCAAUGAAGGUGUUUCUAAUUUGAAAUCACAUUUUUUUGGACACUGUAAGCAGGAUGAAUGCUUUUGAUUAUAUGAACUGUCUGCAAGUCCACAAGGAUUGUAUUCUAACUUACUUGAACAUUGUUGUUGUUAUUAUUUGUAUAGAGAUAUGUGCAAUCUAUUUCAUUUU